Messenger RNA from Saccostrea cuccullata (small rock oyster), 5318 nucleotides. RefSeq names its product kinesin-like protein KIFC3. The transcript has 21 exons. Bases 473 to 3403 code for a protein of 976 amino acids. Lineage: Eukaryota; Metazoa; Mollusca; Bivalvia; Ostreida; Ostreidae. Gene Ontology annotation, molecular function: microtubule motor activity; ATP binding; microtubule binding. Gene Ontology annotation, biological process: microtubule-based movement. The record is from RefSeq and is a predicted model, not a curated record. Gene Ontology annotation, cellular component: microtubule cytoskeleton.
GAAACUUGUGUCAAUAUGAAUUACACAAUAGCCCUGUGUCGGUGAUAAAUCUAAUUUCUCCAUUAUAAACGUACCAGUCAAUGUCAUUUUACUAUUCACACAAAACAAGAACUUUUAAUUUUGAUGGGAAUGAUUAAUCCAUUUAAAACUGGAAAUUUUAAAAGUAUUUCUACAGAAAAGAGCCAUGUAAUGUAAUUAAGAAAGAUUAAGAAAACUUUGGCAGAGUAUUAUAUCGGAAGAUUAGGAAGGGCUAAUUUGCAGUGUCUAUUGUUAGUACCUGACCGUUCCUAAUCGCCCGAGUCUACUACCGAAAUUCUGUCAUAGUUCCUUUGUUGUUUUGUGGUUUCUGUGAAUGUGGUGUUGAAGUAAAUUUUUUUUCUGUGGUGUUGGAUUUAUUGUGGCCUCAAGGAAUAUACAUUCUAAACCAUUUACAUUUUGGAAUUUCUAAAUCCUGGGUCCAAAAUUCUGGAAGAUGAUCAGAAAAUUUGCUUUUAACAAAAUGAGUGCUAAAAAGGCCUUUACCCCUGGAGGACCAAAAAUGAAGGAGCCAGCCUUCAGAACCCCGAUGUCCUACAGCCCCAGGAUUGUGGGUAAUAAACCAGUCCCCUCCCCCUCCAGAUCAGAACUGUGGAAAAAGCAACUGGGUUUUGAAGAUGACAUUCCAGUUGACUCUCCGUCAGAAUCAGAAGAGGAUGAGAAUCCAUUUGAUGAUUCAGAUAACAAAGAGAACAUUUCUAUUGUGGAAUACAAGACUCUACAGAAACAGUUGGAUGAGAGGAACGCUGAGAGAGAUGAACUCUUGUUCACCAUUAGAAAUUUGUCAGAGAAGAAUAAAAAGUACAAAAAUAAACUGGAAAAAGAGGAGAUGACAAAGAGACAGCAGAUGAGGAUUCUGUGUAAGACCCAGGAGAUAAAUCUAAUGGAGAAAGACAAGCUAAUCGGUAAUCUACAGAGUCUGGUGGAAGACCAGGAAAACCGGAUCUUGGAACUGGAGCAGUCCAUCAAUGGGAACACGAAUCCGAAACUCCCCGGACAUGCUAAUGGCGGUGCUAAUAAUAAACUGGUGGAAGACAUUAAGAGGCUCCAUGAGGAGAAGGUCAAUCUCACAAAGAGGCUGGAGAUGGUCCAAUCAGAGAUGGAGACACACUCCUGUACAAACGGAGUCAGUGACGACUCCAACAAAGAGAUCAUAGCUCAGCUGGAGAAGGAGAAAAAGGAGCUACAAGACGAGCUCAGCAAAUACAGCAAAAAUAACAUGCAGCCUUCAGACACAGGGCCCUGUCACACAGAUACAGAGAAACAGGUGGAGAAGCUGCUGUCUAAUAACAAGGAACUAGAAGAGGAAGUCCAGGAACUGAGGCAGUCCCAGGCCAGGUCCACUUCAUUGUUUGAGGAGGGGGUCAAAAAACAAAAGGAUCUGGAAGAUGAAUUAAAGAAGUACAGAGAAAAGUUUACCAGACUGAAGGAGAGCUUACAGAAGAAAUCAGAAGAGCUAAAGGAGAAUGAAACAAAACAUCGAGAGCAGGUGACCAAACUGUCAGAGGAGAACCGGGUGACCUCCAAGAGAAUGAGGGACCUCAUGGUGGAGGUGACCCAUCUACAGGCCAGGGAACCUGAGGUUGUCACCAAAAUCAAAGUACAGGAAGUGGAGGUGGAUUCCCAGAAGACACUGGAGGCCCUUAAAUCCUGUGAGGCUGAGAGAGACAGCUACCGGUGUAAGAUGGAGGAGAGCCAGUCCCAGCACUCACAUGUGGUCAGUCUGCUGGAGAAGGAACAGCAACUCACAGAGACACUUUCAGAGGAGGUCAAUAAACAGAAGGAGAAAUUGAUCAGUCUUGUCCAGGAUACAGCAGACAAAUUAGAGGAAGCAGAGAGAGCAAAAGAGGCAGCCAUUCAGAGCACUAAAAAGCAAAUGGAGAGAAAUCUCAAGCAUUUGGAGGCUAAGUACAGACAGUUGUGUGAGCAGGCCUCCUUUGUCCUACCAGCCUACCAGGCCCUGGAGAAAUCCUACACUCAUCUGGAGGCAGAGUGUAGGCAGUUCCCUCAGUUACUGCAGGCAGCCAUUACUGAUGUCAAAAAUCAGAUGUGUCAUGCAAUAAGAAACAUUGAUGACUACAAUAAAGACUUGGUACGUCGAUAUCACCGAGAGAUGCAGCUCAGGAAAAAAUAUCACAAUGAACUGGUGGAACUAAAAGGCAACAUCAGAGUGUUUUGUCGAGUGCGUCCCAGAAUAAAAGAAGAUGGUGGAGGCAUGAUGGGAAAUAUUGUGGUGGAUUACGACAGAGACGACAAUGGGCUCAUCUAUGUGAACAAUAAGGGGAGAUCACAGAACUUUGAGCUCGACCUAGUGUUCACUCCGGAGAGCACACAAGAACAGGUGUUUGAGGAGGUUCAGUCGCUGGUGACCUCCUGUAUAGAUGGAUACAAUGUCUGUAUCUUUGCCUACGGACAGACGGGCUCAGGAAAGACCUUCACAAUGGAGGGAAACAGAGAAAAUCCUGGCAUCAAUCAGCGAGCCCUGGCCCUGCUGUUUAAGGAGAUAGAGGCCCGGGGCCAGGACUGGGGGUACACCAUUACAGUCAAUGUGAUGGAGAUCUACAACGAAAAGAUUAGGGAUCUGUUGAGUGAUGACCCAUCUUAUAAGAUGGAGGUAAAGAUGAACCCAGAGGGAGGACUACAUGUACCAGGUCUGUGUUCAGAGGAGGUCAGAUCAGUAGACGAUGUCAAUCAGGUGUUUGCUCUCGGCCAGAAGAAUCGAGCUACAGCCACAACCAACAUGAACGAGCAUUCCUCUCGAUCUCAUGCUCUACUGACGGUACAAGUUGUUGGUGUUAACAAAACCACUAAUGUCAAAACUGUGGGUAAAUUGAACUUGGUAGACUUGGCGGGCUCUGAGCGGGUCAGUAAAUCAGGAGCUGAUGGAACUCGACUUAAAGAGGCUCAGAACAUCAAUAAGUCACUCUCCUGUCUAGGGGAUGUGAUCCACGCUCUCCGCAGUAAACAAAGCCACGUGCCAUACAGGAACUCCAAACUCACCUACCUCCUGCAAGACUCCCUGGGUGGAGAUAGUAAGACCUUGAUGAUUGUACAGAUUGCUCCAGUAGAGAAGAACUUGGGUGAAUCAGUGUGCAGUUUGAACUUCGCUCAGCGAGUUCGAACUGUCGAGCUGGGUCAGGCGAGCAGACAAGUGGUUCAAGCUGUUGGAGAUGAGGCUAAUGGAGUAUCACCAAGUACCCCCAGCAAAACAACCUCCACCCCCAGCAAAGCCCCGUCCACCCCCACCAGAACCAUGAGUCUGAACACACCUACUGGUCGACAACAUACCCCAGUCAUAAUGAACAGGACACCCAGCAGCUCCACUAAAGGAUCAUCACUCCGCUAUCCUAAAAGACCGGAUAAAUGAACAGUCAUACCUUUACCAAGCAGGUCUACCAAAGGGACUUCACUCCGCUAUCCUAAAAGACCAGAUACCAAGUAGUCCCAUUAAAGGAACUUCAAUCUGCUAUCCAAAAUGACCAGAUAAACGAAUGUUCUCAAAGAUGGCCAAAAUGACUGUGUUAGUAGCAAAGUGGUAUUAAAGAGACUUUGCUUAAAAAGAUUCUAAAUCUUAUUUGUUCAUUUAGCUUUAAUUGCCCUACUCUUUGAUGAACCAUUGAGGUUAACAGUGCUUAGGAAAUUCAUAGCUGUUGGGGUUAUGUCCCUUUUUCCAUGUGUUGACGUAUGUGAUGCCAGAUCUUUCUUGCAAUUUAUUUUAACCUUGGUGAUAUUUUCUAGUGCUUCUGCUAUUAUUUCCUAUUUUUGUUUUUAAUGGCCCCCAACUUACCCCCAAUUUUCAGUGAUAUAUUUUUAUUCAAAGGAAAGUGUUUAGUCUGUUAUUACUGUCACAUUUUCUGUAUGUUUGAAGACUCUCAUUGCUGGGCAUUAUUCAUUGCCUUUGCAGGUAGAUUUGGCAAUAAGUUCAUUAACAAGGUAUAAUAUUUUUUUGGGGGGGGUGGGGUGGGGUGGGAUAAUUGAUUUGAAUUUUGCAUGUGUAUGUUUUUUAAGUUGUAUAUACAGGUACAAUUACUAGUAGUUAGUUUGUAACAUCAUUAUUGAAUGUGUAAUGAUUUGACCUUCAUAUUAAUAUGUGUCCUGUUUUUAUAUGAUGCAUUUAGGAGUGUGCAAUAAGUUUCUAUCUUCUUUUCAAUGUAUUAAUAAGGAAAGUUUUGUAAAAGCAAUAUGUUAUUAUCAUCAACAUUUAUUGAGAGAGUUAUGGUACUUUGUUUAUAAUGUACAUUGUGUCAUCUACCCUUCAAGUCAUAAAACCAUCUUCCAUAUAAUUUAAGUAUAAAUUUGAGUAUUUUUUCAAAAAACUUUGUAAUUUAGUAUCAAUAUGUUUUCUUUGAUUAUAAUUUUUUUUAAAAAAAUGCACAGGUAAUCCAAAGUUUAAAUGUUUCAUUAUGCACUGUGUUUGUCAGUACAUUUCAUGGAAUCAGUAGAGAUUUGAAGGUUCAACAUAUGUUACCUUUAAAUGCUUACUAGAAUAGGAAAAUCCAGAUCCCCUCUUUAUGCACAGAUUGUUGAAUAGCAUUAUGUAUAAUGAUGUGCGUUGUUGUUCAUUUCAAUUACAUGAAUUUAUUUAUGAGUUUGAGUCUUAUCUUAAUUUCAGAAAUAUCUUAAAAUUUUUCAUAGACCCUGUAUGUUCAGUGUAUUGCAUUUUGACUAUGUUGUAUACAGUGGGUUUUUUUUUUUCUAGUCCUAUAACUUGUUUUCCUUAUUUUGCUGUAGCUCUUGUGUUUGGAAAGUGCCUUCUUAAUUGUUGAUGAAAAUAAUUAUCAUUCAUACUGAUUCAAAUAUAUCAUGAUAUAAUGCAAUAAUACAUCCCAUUUGUGAUAUGUUAAUAUUGGAAUUUCAAGUGAUGCUGUGACUAUGUGUGAUAUAUACUUUUUUUGUCUUGUUAUGUCAAUAACAUUGCUACUUUAUAACUUACAGAACAAGUACAUCAUCUUAAGGUUCAUAACAUUAUGUAAUUAGGCUACAAGGUACUUUCCUUUUAAAUAAUUCCCUCAUAUUCAUUUUUUUUUUGUAAAUCUUAUAAGCAAAAUUAAAUUUUAACACAUUGCUAAUGUAUAUCCAAAAUUUACAUUGAAAUACUACUCACAGCAGUGGUUCAGUUUUACAAAUUUAUUUUAGGGUUCUGGAUUUUUUAUUGACUUAACAACUUGACUCUAUUUAAUUUUGUGUUUUCAUAUGCUCAAUACACAUUUAUGGCAAUACAUGUUUAUCUUUGGUUAAAAUUAAGGUCAAGGUCAUUCGUGAUAGCAUAAUGCAGGACCCCC